AUGUCGGACGAACAUCCUCACAACGCUGUCGAUGGGAACAAGCAACCCAUCUCCGAGGAUGUCUAUGAGCAGACAGAGGCUCGUAAGAGCCAGACUUCUAUCGACAAUGUUGAGUCCGACGAAUUCAGUGUAGCCAACAUUGAGCGAAUCUACAGAAAAUUGGACCGUCGCAUCAUCUCUGCAUUUUGGGUUCUCUAUUUCCUCUGCUCCGCCAUCCGAUCAAACGUAGGCCUGGCGCAGACGAUGAACGAAGACUCCGGCCACGACCUCGCAGACGUCCUCCAUCUAACCCCGCACCAGAUCUCAACAGGUCUAGCACUCUUCUACGUCUGCUAUGUGGUCUUCGAUCUGCCUUCCAACCUAAUCAUGACCCGCCUCAGUCCCCACGUCUGGAUGAGCCGUAUCGUGAUCAGCGUCGGGCUAAUAGGAAGCUGCCUCGCCGCCAUGAAAGCAGCCUGGAGCUUCUAUCUUCUCCGCCUUUUGCUCGGUAUUGUCACAGCCGGCAUGUGGCCCGGCAUGACCUACUACCUAACACUAUUCUACCCACCGUCGCGCAUCGGCAAACGCAUCGGCCAGUACUUCACAGCAUCCCAAGUCUCCGCCGCAGUCGUGGGCCUUGUAUCCGCCGGUUUCCAGAAAAUGGACGGCGCCAAGGGCCUCGUCGGCUUCCAGUGGAUGUUCCUCGUCUACGGCGUCAUCACCGUCGCGCUCGGCUUCGGUCUUCUCUGGUGGCUUCCUGAUCGGCCCACGCCACCAGGCGAAGACGCUCCUAAGCGCAGCGCAUUGAUGCGCUGGGUCCCUGUUAGCAAGCCUGCGCUGACGGGCCGCGAUGCCGUUGUCCAUUACCAUGACAUGAAGCGGGUGUAUCAUUCUCGGCCGUGGACGCUGAGGGAUUUACUGGCUGUUUUUAUGGAUUGGAGACUUUGGCCCCUGCUGGUUAUGUACUUCGGUGUUGUGGGCGUUGGAAUUGGUGUCCAGUUGUACGCCAACUUGAUUAUCCAGGCUAUCAACCCGAAUCUCAGCGGUGUUGAUUUGAGUUUGCUGACUGCCCCGAUUUGGAUUAUGGACCUCAUUGCCAUUCUUCUCGUCACCCCGAUGUCUGACCGCUUCCAUCGCCACCGCGCAAUCUUCUUCUCCGUCCCGGUUCUCCUUCAGAUCUUGGGCCUGCUGCUAACUAGCUACGCGGGCUCGGACGCCAACCCAUGGCCACGGUACGGUGGUCUUCUAAUUGUCGGCUUUGGACUCGGCCCCACUGUGCCAAUCACAAUGACCUGGACAACAGAAAUCUUCCAGCCGCGACACGGCGAAGUCGGCGUAGCCGCUGCUUCGGCCGUUGUCUCUGGCCUAGGCAACCUAGGCAGUAUCCUCACGACCUACGCCCUGUAUUCCGGAUGGGCGAGCGACUACGAAGCCCCCGGGCGUCAGAAGUACCGCAAGAGUAACCUGGUCAUGAUUGGAAUCUUGAUCGCGAGUAUUCUGGCCGCGGCGCUGAUGGAGAUCAUGCUGCGCCUCGUUGACGGGCGAUACCGUCACGAGGAUGAAGAUGGAGCUGUUGAUGGUGCUGGGAGACGUGAGGUGCGCCAGCGUGGGUUGAAUGGACUGGGAGCCGGUGUGAUGAGGUGGGCGAGACGUGGAAAGAAGAUCGUGAAGUAG
Penicillium soppii is the source of this 1653-nucleotide messenger RNA. Its product is annotated as putative MFS transporter. The coding region runs from base 1 to 1653 and encodes 550 amino acids. Gene Ontology annotation, molecular function: biotin transmembrane transporter activity; solute:proton symporter activity; dethiobiotin transmembrane transporter activity. The transcript has 4 exons. Gene Ontology annotation, biological process: biotin import across plasma membrane. Lineage: Eukaryota; Fungi; Ascomycota; Eurotiomycetes; Eurotiales; Aspergillaceae. Gene Ontology annotation, cellular component: membrane. The record is from RefSeq and is a predicted model, not a curated record.